AUGAUGAACGGAGUACCAAAGAAACGCACCAACUUGCGCAUCAAAGCUUUCCCGAUGUCAAUGGAUGAUCAAUUAAUUGAUAAUAUUUGGCUGUUAUUGAAAAAUGCUAUUCAAGAAAUUCAAAAGAAAAACAAUUCUGGUCUUAGUUUUGAAGAACUGUACAGAAAUGCCUAUACCAUGGUAUUGUUGAAACAUGGUGAGAAAUUGUAUACUGGCAUGAAGGAAGCUGUAAUAAACCAUUUAGAAAAUAAGGUCAGAGAAGAUGUUCUAAAGGCAUUAAAUAACAAUUUUUUACAAGUUUUAAAUGUUGCUUGGAUUGACCAUCAAACUUCUAUGGUGAUGAUACGUGACAUAUUGAUGUACAUGGACCGAGUGUAUGUUAAGCAUAAUGAAGUUGACAAUGUUUAUAAUUUGGGUCUCGUUUUGUUUCGUGAUUUAAUUGUUCGCUAUGGGUAUAUUCGUGAUCAUCUUCGAAUGACUUUGUUGAAUUUGAUAAAACUUGAAAGAAAAGGUGAAGUAGUUGAUCGAAUAGCCAUAAAAAAUGCAUGUCAAAUGUUAAUGAUUCUUGGAAUUACUGGGCGCAUUGUUUAUGAAGAAGAUUUUGAAAAACCAUUUUUGGAACAAUCUGCUGAAUUUUAUAAGAUGGAAAGUCAAAAGUUUUUAGAUGAAAACAGUGCAUGUAUUUAUAUUAGAAAAGUUGAAUCUAGAAUUAUAGAAGAAUCAGAUCGAGCAAAACAUUACCUAGAUGAUUCAACUGAAAGUCGAAUUGUUGAGGUUAUUGAAGUAGAACUAAUUCAAAGAAACAUGAAAACAAUUGUUGAGAUGGAAAAUUCUGGUGUUGUAUACAUGUUGAAGAACAACAAAAUUGAUGAUUUAGCAUGCAUGUACAAGUUAUUAUCUCGCGUUUCUGAAGGUUUAAAAACCAUGUCUGAUAGUGUUAGUCUGUAUUUACGGGAAUUAGGAAAAUCACUUGUACAAGGAGAAGAUAUUAAUAUUAAUGCAGUCAACUAUAUUCAGAGUUUGUUGGAUCUGAAAGAUAGAUUUGAUUUUUUUUUGGUUCAUUCUUUUAGCAAUGAUAAGAUGUUUAAACAAAUGAUUGCUGCUGAUUUUGAAUAUUUUUUCAACAUCAAUUCUAAGUCACCAGAAUAUCUAUCUUUAUUUGUUGAUGAGAAAUUGAAAAAGGGAGUGCGUGGGUUAACUGAAAAUGAUGUAGAGCUAGUCUUGGACAAAGCCAUGGUUAUUUUCCGCUUUCUUCAAGAAAAAGAUGUAUUUGAAAGGUAUUAUAAACAGCAUUUAGCCAAGAGAUUACUUUUAAAUAAAUCUGUCAGCAAUGACAAUGAAAAAAAUAUGAUCUCAAAACUCAAGACUGAGUGUGGUUGUCAAUUCACUUCAAAACUGGAAGGUAUGUUUAAAGAUAUGUCCAUAUCUAACACUAUCAUGGAAGAAUUUAAGGAAUACGCUGCUAAGUCUAAUAAUCCGUUUUUACAUGCUGUGGAUCUUACUGUGAGAGUAUUAACCACGGGGUUUUGGCCUACCCAUGCAUUAUCAAAAUGCAAUGUGCCGUUAGUUCCUAGAAGUGCUUUUGCAGAAUAUCGAAAUUUUUAUCUGGGGAAACAUAACGGACGACAACUAACAUUGCAACCACAACUUGGGUCAGCUGAUUUGAAUGCUGUAUUCUACGGUUCAAGACGACCAGACAAUGAAUUAUUGACAAGUGAAUCUAUUUCAGCUAAUUCCCUUAGCUCAUCUACCGUGCGAAAACACAUAAUUCAAGUGUCGACUUAUCAGAUGUGUAUUCUUUUAAUGUUCAAUACUCAUGAAAAAUUAACUUUUGAAGACAUACGAAGUGAAACUGAUAUUCCUGACAAAGAUUUGAUUAGAGCAUUACAAUCUUUAGCAUUAGGAAAACCCUCACAGCGUAUACUAUUGAAGACUCCUAAAUGUAAAGAAAUAGAAUUAACUCAUGAAUUCUGUGUUAAUGAGUUAUUUACAUCGAAAUUACAUAGAGUGAAAAUCCAAACAGUCGCAGCUAAAGGGGAAACCGAACCAGAAAGAAAAGAAACUAGAAACAAGAUAGAUGAGGACCGUAAGCAUGAAAUUGAAGCUGCAAUUGUACGCGUUAUGAAAUCUCGGAAAAAAUUGAUUCAUAAUACCCUUGUGUUGGAAGUCGUAGAACAACUCAAAGUCAGAUUCUUACCUUCUCCGGUCAUUAUCAAAAAAAGAAUUGAAGGACUGAUUGAAAGAGAAUACCUUGCAAGAUCAACAGAAGAUAGGAAAACUUAUCUUUAUGUUGCAUAA
Molecule: messenger RNA, 2298 nt
Organism: Macrosiphum euphorbiae (potato aphid)
Lineage: Eukaryota; Metazoa; Arthropoda; Insecta; Hemiptera; Aphididae
Source: the annotation of a GenBank genome assembly